UAAACCCUAACUAGUGCACUUACUAUUCACUAGCAAGCCGUUUGUAAUUCGGCGCGUGUGUCUUAAGGAGUCCCCACGAGUUCCUCUUUCCCUGCAGCAGGUCUACAUACAGCGUGUUUUCUUCUCUCAGUCUCAGAAACGCUUCGCAGGUUUAUAUCCCGAGUCGUGUGUUUCUCCAACAUGGGUAAAAGAAACAGGAACAGACAGCAUUACAAAGAUGGACGACCGGAAGGAAAGAGGAGCAGAGAUGAUGCUGGCUGGGGUGCGGGCUACGCUGAAAUUAUCAAGGAGAACAAGCUGUUUGAACAGUACUACCGUGAGCUGAAGAUCGUUCCCGAGGGAGAGUUUGAGGAGUUUAUGGAGGCUAUGAGAGAGCCACUGCCUGCCACCAUCCGCAUCACUGGCUACAAAAGUCACGCCAAAGAGAUCCUACAUACCCUGAAAGAGAAAUACUUCAAAGAAAUACAGGACCUGGAGAUCGAUGGACAAAAGUUUGAAGCACCUCAGGCUCUAAGCUGGUACCCUGAUGAACUGGCUUGGCACACCAACAUGAGCAGGAAGAUCUUGCGCAAGUCUCCACUUCUGGAGAAGUUCCAUCAGUUUUUAGUGAACGAGACCGAAUCCGGAAAUAUCAGCCGACAGGAGGCGGUCAGUAUGAUUCCUCCUCUACUGCUGAAAAUCGAACCUCAUCACAAGAUUUUGGAUAUGUGUGCUGCCCCAGGAUCAAAGACUGCUCAGCUUAUAGAGAUGCUCCAUUCUGAUAUGGAUGUGCCCUUUCCUGAGGGCUUUGUAAUCGCUAACGAUGUGGAUAAUAAGCGCUGUUACCUGCUGGUGCACCAGGCUAAGAGGCUGAACAGUCCGUGUAUCAUGGUGGUGAACCACGAUGCCUCCUGCAUCCCUCGCCUGCAAGUGGAGAGCAACGGAAAGAAGGACAUCCUGUUCUAUGACAGAGUGCUGUGCGAUGUCCCCUGCAGUGGAGAUGGAACGAUGCGAAAGAACAUAGAUGUGUGGAAAAAGUGGACGACCAGCAACAGCCUCCAGCUCCAUGGCCUGCAGUUGAGGAUUGCUGUGCGUGGCGUGGAGCAGCUGGCUGUUGGUGGGCGGAUGGUUUACUCCACCUGCUCUCUGAACCCCAUCGAGGAUGAAGCGGUGAUCGCCUCCCUGCUGGAGAAGAGUGAAGGUGCCCUCGAGCUGGCUGAUGCCUCUACUGACCUGCCUGGUCUAAAGUACAUGCCUGGGAUCACAUCCUGGAAGGUGAUGACCAGAGAGGGUCACUGGUACUCUGAUUGGUCCGAAGUUCCCUCCAGUCGUCACACUCAGAUCAGACCCACCAUGUUCCCCCCAACUGACCCUGAGAAGCUGAAGAGCAUGCAUCUGGAGAGAUGUAUGAGGAUACUGCCGCAUCACCAGAACACCGGUGGCUUCUUCGUGGCUGUGCUGGUGAAGAAGGCGCCCAUGCCGUGGAAUCGGCGCUAUCCAAAACUUCGGAAUAAAGAGGCCACCAGCACUACCAGUGAGGAAGUGCAGGCUGAGGAGGGAGAGGCAGAGACAGCGGCCGAGGGAGACGCCGUUCUGGAAGACACUCCAGAGACAGAGGCCAAGAAAGAUGGAGUGUGUGGCCCCCCGCCUUCAAAGAAGAUGAAGCUCUUCGGAUUCAAAGAAGAUCCCUUUGUGUUUCUGACAGAGGAUGACCCAGUCUUCCCUCCCAUCCAAACAUUCUACGACCUCUCUCCAGACUUCCCCAAGCUGAACGUCUUGACCAGGACACACGAGGGGAAGAAAAGGCACUUGUACAUGGUGUCCAAGGAGCUCCGCAAUGUCCUGCUCAACAACAGUGAGAGAAUGAAAGUGAUCAACACGGGAGUGAAAGUGUGGUCGAGGAAUAAUGAUGGAGAACAGUUCGGCUGUGCCUUCAGACUGGCCCAGGAGGGUAUCUACACUCUGUGUCCCUACAUCAGAGCGCGUGUCAUCACCAUUAGCAUGGAGGACGUGAAGGUUCUUUUAACCGAGGAGAAUCCUUUCCUCAGCAGGCUGGGUGAUGACGCUCACGCCCAGGCCAAGAAACUCGAAAUGGGCAGCAUCGUUCUAAGAUACCAACCUGAUCCAAAUGAUCCCAGUGCUCCUCAGUGCCAAAUAGAUCUGUGUGGUUGGCGAGGAAAGACGUCCAUCAGGGCUUUCGUGGCCCGGAACGAGCGUUUCCACUACCUGCGCAUGGUGGGUGUGGAGGUCUUCCAUAACAAGCAGGGCAAGAAGGAAGGAGGUGCAGCAGAAGCUCGGGAAGGAGGUGCAGCAGAAGCUCGGGAAGGAGGUGCAGCAGAAGCUCGGGAAGGAGGUGCAGCAGAAGCUCGGGAAGGAGGUGCAGCAGAAGCUCAGGAAGGAGGUGCAAUAGAGGAGGUGGUGACAGGACAAGAAGAAGGACAAGAAGAAGGAGGCAUGCAGAAAGAGAACUCGGACAUGGAACAGAACGGGUCCUCAGAAUCCAAAAGUAAUGGAGCGGAGGAAGCAAGCAGCACUUGAGACUGGGAAUUCUCAAGUCAGACUGAACCAAACUGGAGCAACUGGUGGGGGUGGAGGUACUCUUGCCAUCACAUCACCCCCACUUUUUUUUUUUAUUUUUAUUUUUUAAAGAAACAUGCAUCAGGCUGUAAUUUAACUAAGCAGCAAGUCUCUGUGGAUUUGACGUACUAAAAUUUUAUUCUAUUUUUUCUAAGUGUUUAAUGGGUCUGUUUUAUUUUAAGAUCUUUUGUGCAUCUAAUUGGACUGUUGAUGUUCCUCUACCAAUGGCUAAAUCUCAAACAACAAGCUGAUACAGUCACCCAAGGCCUGUGACCCAGUGUUUUAUUUUGUUUUCGAAGUAAAAAUGCAUUUAUUUCCUUUUGAAAGUCAAAAUGCAUUUCAUUUAACCUAUGUAAGGGUUAUAUAGAAUGUAAAUACAACUUUUAUUAAAAGCUUUAAAUGUAA
Messenger RNA from Pangasianodon hypophthalmus (striped catfish), 2961 nucleotides. RefSeq names its product NOP2/Sun RNA methyltransferase 2 (gene nsun2). Bases 181 to 2517 code for a protein of 778 amino acids. The record is from RefSeq and is a predicted model, not a curated record. Gene Ontology annotation, molecular function: tRNA (cytidine-N5)-methyltransferase activity; tRNA binding. Gene Ontology annotation, biological process: tRNA methylation. Gene Ontology annotation, cellular component: nucleus; cytoplasm. The transcript is spliced from 19 exons. Lineage: Eukaryota; Metazoa; Chordata; Actinopteri; Siluriformes; Pangasiidae.